Messenger RNA from Ipomoea nil (Japanese morning glory), 477 nucleotides. RefSeq names its product neurofilament medium polypeptide. The record is from RefSeq and is a predicted model, not a curated record. The transcript has 3 exons. The coding region runs from base 193 to 474 and encodes 93 amino acids. NCBI's taxonomy places the organism in Eukaryota, Viridiplantae, Streptophyta, Magnoliopsida, Solanales, Convolvulaceae.
UUACCUAACAAAAAAAGAAAGAAAGAAAUAUUAUGGUAAGAUCAGACGUGAUGGGCAGUUUGAAAGUAGCAGAUAGUUUAUUAUCCAAAUGCAUUUCUUCAACCACCAUUGCUCCACAGAGUUUAGGGAUCUGUAGAGGAUUUGUGUCCGCUACGAGACCUUCACAAAAAGUGAAAGGAACAGGCGGAGACGAUGAUAGAUAAAGAGACGUGCGAAAAAGUAAUAGAAGCAGCGAAUGCAAUAACAGAGAGUGCGAGAGAGGUUAGACAUGUUGUUCGCGACGUCAAAGAGGCCGUCGCUAUUGGAGCUGAAUCUGCAGCGAUAAAGGUGGCGGAGAAAGCCAUGGAGCAAGCAGCAGAAGGAGAGGAAGAGGAAGAGGAAGCGGAAGAGGAAGAGAGUGAAGAGAAAGGGUCAUGGGAGAAAGUGACUAAAACUAUAACGAAACAAGUCCUUGGGGACAAAAAAUCCAACUAAUUA